Stomoxys calcitrans (stable fly) is the source of this 389-nucleotide messenger RNA. RefSeq lists its product as uncharacterized. Gene Ontology annotation, cellular component: extracellular region. Bases 55 to 333 code for a protein of 92 amino acids. Gene Ontology annotation, molecular function: chitin binding. The record is from RefSeq and is a predicted model, not a curated record. Lineage: Eukaryota; Metazoa; Arthropoda; Insecta; Diptera; Muscidae. The transcript has 2 exons.
ACUCUUUCGGUUAGCAAGUUUUAGUGCAUUUUGUUGAAAUUCAAAGAAAAUAAAAUGAAAUUCUUGGUUUGCUUGGCUCUCUUCGCCUCCUUGGCUGUGGUCUCUGUGACCGCUCUUGCUGGUCAAUCGGCUUGCCGUGAUCCCUCUGAAGUUCAUCAGAAAUUCCCCCAUCACUGGGAUCCAUCCAAGUAUUGGUAUUGUGAAAAAUUGAAUGAGAACGCCGUUGAGAGGGAUUGCCCCAAGGAUACCGCCUACAUGCAUUUGUUGAAGGAAUGCAUUCCAUGGCCCAACUACAUUUGGAAGAAACCCGAAAAUCCCCCAACUGUUGCCUAGGAUAACCUGAUUCUAAAUUGAUAUUUCAAAAAUAAAAUAUUUUAGGUAAAUGUAAA